Parasteatoda tepidariorum (common house spider) is the source of this 6392-nucleotide messenger RNA. Its product is annotated as tyrosine-protein phosphatase 69D. Gene Ontology annotation, molecular function: protein binding; protein tyrosine phosphatase activity. The record is from RefSeq and is a predicted model, not a curated record. Gene Ontology annotation, biological process: protein dephosphorylation. Lineage: Eukaryota; Metazoa; Arthropoda; Arachnida; Araneae; Theridiidae.
UUUUCAAUUCUUUCUUCUUUUACAGCAUGCCUUUCAAUUUUGGAGCACAUCAUCGAACCACCAGUAGUAAGCAAUUGCUCUGCUGUCACAUUGACAUGUCGGGUAGACACGGAAGGGUCGAUGGUAGACGUGUGGUGGACAUUUCGAGGAGAGAAUGCUUCAAAGCUUCCAGAUACAACCAUUUUGACAGACAAUGCCGACAAAGGGAUUUGGCAAUUGGAAUUGAAAUGCCCAACUCUAGAACACAAAGGAAGCUAUGCUUGUAAUGCUCAGGAAAGGAAUGAGAGUGGAGUGGUAUAUAGAAGAGAAGUACUUCUUAAAAUUUAUGUUCCUGUUACAAUAGAAUUGGACACAAAUAGUACAGCUGAAGCAAUUGGUGGCAAAGUUAACUUAACUUGUCUAGUCACUUCGCAUCCUAUAGCUGAAGUAAAAUGGUUAAAAGAUGGUGAAUCACUUAAUGCUUCGAAUGGAAGGAUAGAAUCAGCCACUACAGAAAUAGAUGCAGUCACAUUUCUCUCCUCCCUUCACUUAGAGAAUUUGGAACGAUUAGAUAAUGGAACAUAUACUUGUCAAGCAAUCAAUGAAUUUACAAAUUCUUCUGCUGAUCAAGAUAUUUUGGUUGAAGAGCCUCCUGAAGUAGAAUUUUUGCGUGAUAAUGUUACAGUGACAGAUCCAACAACAACAACACUUUACUGGCAUGUAAAAUAUGAUGGAAAUUUACCUGUUCAGAGAUUUCGUCUAGAACGAGAAAACUACGGAGAAGAACCUGUAGUUGCGGUCGAUCAUGAUAUUCCAGGGAAUAUAACGAAAUAUACUGUAACAUCUUUAUUGCCUGGAAUCACUUAUACAUUUCGCAUAUCUGCACAGAAUGGUGCUGGUACCAGUGAAUAUGACUAUUUAAAUGUUUCCAUGCCUGCUGAUGUUCCUCCAAAAGUAUCUUGGGUCCAUGUCUUAGCCUCCACAAAUGAAACACUUUUAUUUGGAUGGAGAAGGCCUAACCAUGAUAACGGUGCUAACAUUACUCAUUAUAUAGUUAAACUACAUCACCAUAAUGGUAGCCUUGUAGCAAAUAAAACCUUAGAUAUCAAUACACCUGGUCGCAACAAUCAUAUGUAUAUUUUUGUGAAUCUUGAUCCGGGAGAGACAUAUACUUUUCAGGUACAGGCCUGCAAUAUUCUAGGGUGUGGAAAUUGGUCUGAGCCGUUAGAAGGUCCAACAUCCGACGGAAUGCCUGAUCCUCCAAGAAAUGUUCAGAUAACAUGUGAUCAUGACUAUGAUCGAGAUACUGAUUUCAUUUGUGUAACAUGGGAGGCCCCAUUAAAUGCUAGGGGAACAAUAUUAAGUUACAAUGUAACUUUAUUUACAAAUGCCCAAUAUCGUAAUGAAAAUGGUCAGGAAGUAGAAGAAAAAGCCUCAAAAAUAGAAAUAAUUGAUGCCAAAUCCACUAGUUUUGAGUACAAGACAGAUGUGUUACCUAACACAGAAUAUACUGCUCAAAUGUGCACCAUUAACAGGAGUGGAUGUGGACCUUUAUCUAAUUUGACAGAAAAUACUUAUUGCAGAUCUCUUACAAAUGUACCAGCAGUUUUACCUCAAUUUUAUAUGCAUCGCAAAAAUAACUCCAAUGAUUGUAGGCAGCUUGAGUUGAAAUUACAAAGAGUUUCAGAAAGAAAUGGAUUAAUUUUGUGCUAUAAAGUUGUAAUAAUAAAAUUACCAAAGGGGCAAAAUCUUAGCAAAUUACCUGACAAUCCCCAAUCUGUUAAGUUAUCUACUCAUGAAAAAGUUCAUAAAAAUGAUGGCCAUGGAGCUUAUGUUGCUGAGGCAUUUACUAGUGAUGAUUUUGUAAGUGAAGUUGUCAUUGGUGAUAACCAUCAGCGUUACUGUGAUUCUAAUUCAGCACCAUCUGAUAAAAGGCGCCAUAUUAUACAGGACUCUCUUUCCAAUAAAGAUUUACGUGAGAUAGAUUUAGUACAAGAUGGAAGCUUAGCACCAAGUACAAACUAUACUGGUUAUGUUCAAGUUAAAGUUCAAGGUCCAAAUAACACAAUUCUAACAAAAACAAGUCCUUAUUUUUCACCUAUAUUAACUGUCUGCACUGUCUCUGUAGGUUCUCCUCCAACCCCCACCUCUACAGAAAGUCCCAUACUCGUCAUACUUGGAGUAAUUUGUGGUAUCAUAUUGGUUUUUAUAGCUUUCGGUCUGGCCCUUUUUCUAAUUAGGAAUAAACAUGGGCCAAGGUAUUUAGAAAAUGGGGAGCGUCUGGGUCUUACUGCUUUGAUACUUAGAACUAUUCAUAGAAAUGGCCAUUUACCUGGAAGUAAAGCAGGAAAUUUGUCUAAAGUGCCUAGACUUGGUCCUAUCUCUAGUGAAGAACUUCCUGCUGCAUUUGUUGAAAGACAUAUGGAUAGUGAUUUGCUUUUUCAAACUGAAUUUGAGGCUCUUCCUGACAGUUUUAAGGAUAGAACAACUCAUGCUUCAGAUGCUCCUGAAAAUUUGAGCAAAAACCGAUAUCCUGACAUUAAAGCCUAUGACCAAACAAGAGUUAGACUUCCUUUAAUAGAUGGAGUUGCUGGUUCAGAUUAUAUAAAUGCUAAUUUUAUAGAAGGAUACAAAAACCGAAAAAUGUUUAUUUGCGCGCAAGGUCCAUUAGAUAGAACAGUUUUUGAUUUUUGGAGAAUGUUAUGGGAACAUCGUGUCACUGUAGUCGUAAUGCUUACUGGAAUAGAAGAACAUGGGCAGGUGAAAUGUGCUCAGUAUUGGAGUGAAAGUUGUCCGAAAGAAAUCGAAAAAAUGUUUGUAAUAUCAUUAGUGAGCACCAAAAGGUAUUCUGACUAUAUUGUCCGAAGAUUCCAAGUAGAUUUCACAAAGGAUGGCCUGACCGAAGAGAGGGAAAUUUUACACUUUCAUUUUGUUCUUUGGAAAGAUUUUCUGGCUCCUGAACAACCAUCUUGGCUUUUGCGUUUUAUUAAACGUGUAAAUGAACACUACUGUUCAGAUCGGGGACCACUUCUUGUUCAUUGUAGUGCUGGCGUAGGUCGCACUGGUACUUUUGUAGCUAUUGAUAGCUUAUUACAACAGUUAGAAGAAGAAGGGCGUAUAGAUGUAUUUGCUCAUGUUAGUACUUUAAGACAUCAGCGAAAUUUUCUGGUCCAGUCACUUAAACAAUAUAUAUUUGUAUAUAGAGCAUUAAUGGAACAUGCUCAGUUUGGUGAUACAGAAAUAGAAGUGAGGCAUCUCCGAGAUCAUUAUGAGUUGUUAAAAGAAAAGGUUGGAGAUUCAGAUAAAACUGGUCUUGCAAUAGAGUUUGAGAAAUUGAGUGAUGUGAUUGAAGAUCCUAAAACCUGUUGUGUGGGAACUAUGGAUAUGAAUGUAGGAAAGAACAGAUAUGAUUUUAUUAUCCCUUAUGACAUAAAUAGAGUUAUAUUACCUCCCUCUCCAUCCAGAGAUCAUUCAUCAUACAUAAAUGCAUCAUUUAUUCAGGGUUAUGAUAGAUCUUUGUCUUUCAUUAUAACACAAGAUCCAUUGGAAACAACAGUUAUUGAGUUCUGGAGAAUGAUAAAAGAGCAAAGUAUUACUACAUUAGUCAUGCUGUCUGAAAUUGGUGAAGGAAAAACAAAAUGUCAGUCCUAUUGGCCUACAGAAGAAGAAGAGAAAUUAUGUGAUUAUAUUAAAGUAACAUUUGAAAGUUGUGAAAAGCUUCCAUUUUAUACAAAGAGAGAAUUUUCUGUGAUUAAUACAAAAUCAAAAACUAAUGAUAAGCAUACGAUUACACAAUUUCAAUUUCAAGAAUGGCCUUGCAGUGCUGGUACAGUUCCUGAUGGUACACUUGGUCUAGUUACAUUAAUUGAAGAUGUACAACUCAAUCAAGAAAAACAAGUAGGAAGUGGACCAAUUACUGUCCAUUGCAGUGGUGGAGGAGACAGGAGUAGUGUAUUUGUUACACUAAGUGUUUUAAUACAGCAGUUAAAGGCUGAAGAAAGAGUCGAUGUGUUUCAAGCUGCUCGUUAUACUAGAUCACAACGACACUGUAUGCUUCAGACUUUAGCACAAUAUGAUUUCUUAUAUAGAGGAUUACUGGAAUAUAUUGUAUCCAGAAAUCUUUGUGAUAUGGGUGAUACGCAGCUAUGAUAUUUAUUCAUAGUAUAUUCCAUCCAUCAUUUGUGGUUUCUCUACCUGCCUUACCUGGCAAUAAUUAAGACUUUUAAUGUCUAUUUUGUCCAGCCAGCAAGACUUGGGGAGAUUUUGCUCAAGUAGAUGAGUGCCAUUAUUUCUGAAUUAAAUCAAUAAUGUUUUAUUGUAAAAUGGUUUGUCUGCAGUAUGAAUGAGUGUAUGAACGGUUGAACGAUAUUAUAUAUUGAAAGAUACCUCUUAUAAUUAUCAUGAGAACUGAAUUCAUUAUAUUCAAAGUUGAGUAAUUCAUUCAUAUUACCAAUGAAAGAUAGCACACUGCCAGCGAAAUUUUUGUAUGUCCGAAUCACUGCAUUUGAGAUAUCUUUCAUUCGAAAAUGGAAUUCAUCAAAAAUACAUUAUCAGAGUUUAUACACUUGCAUAGUCAACAUGCUAUCCACAAUUUCCCUGAAAGUUCUUCAGCUAUGGUGCUAUGUUUUAUGGAGCUUGGUUGACAUUAGGUGCAAGACUGAAUAUACAACAUUUUUGUAUGAAUAUUUGGUUAAAAGUUUAGGGAGUCCCUAAAACAUCUCCAUGUUAUUUAAUCAACUUUUUACUAAUAGCUGACAGGUGCUAAAUUAAAAAAAUUAAAAAAUACUUCAUAUAAGAAUUAGUUGUAUAUAGAUAUAAUUUUAUAAUUGCUAUUAAAAUACAGCCAUAUAACAAUUUCUUUUUACUGCUUUUAUAAGGAAUUGUCUUCAAAAAAUACCAUUUAGAUAUCUAGAAUUUAUUUCUGUCAUUUGUGCAGUUUAAAUACCCAUUUGUACCUGCUCAUCUGUUUCGACAUCAUCACGAACUAGGGUGGGAAUCAAGGCAGCUUAGAUUUCAAAAAGGUUCAUCAUUUUUCUUGUAUAUUUCGUUUAGUAUGUUUGUUAUAUCUUUGAAAUAGCAACAUAUCAUUCAUGUUAUAUUAGUUGUCUUUAUGUAGUUGUUUGUUUUUUCAUUGUUUGAGUGUGUGAAACAUUAGAAAUCAUGAAUCAACAUUUAUAUUCUCUUGUACAAUUUUGAAUAGUCUGAGAUCACUUUUAUGACAGCUUAAUUUUAAAUUAGACAUUUAGAAUGAUUACAAAAACGUCUGUUUUCCUCUACAUAAAUUUUACAUACUUUUCAAAAUAUGUAUGAUGUUGUUAAAGUUAUUAGGAAUAAGAAUUAUAAAUCAAUCGCUAAAUAUGUGGUAAAUUAAAGUUACCUCCUAUUAUCUGAAUCAUUUCUUUUAGGUUUAAUUUUUAAACUGGUGUUUUUAUAUCAUCAUAAAUAACUAGCAACGUUUAAAAUUAUUAUGGAUUAUUUUUUAAUUCCAGUUCUGCCUUUUGUAUAGAUAACCAAUUUCAGUGCAGAUUUCUGGGAGAAAAAAAACUUGAAUUUAAAAUGGGAGACCAUGAGCUGCUCCAUUUUAAAUUAAAAUCCUAUAAAAAAUUUCUUAUCAAUUUUGAAUCUCUAUUUAAAAAAAUAUUGUUAAUUAUAAAAUUGUUGGCAUACACAUGUGAUUGGUAAGUUUGUCUGCACUUAGUUAAUGAGGUAUAUAGUUUUAAAUUAAAAACUAAUUAUUAAUGUAAUAAUCUACAUAGACCAUUUAUGUAAGAAUUCCACUAAUAAAUCAAAUAAAUAAAUAUCAAGGAAACUAAUUUUAAUUAUAUUUAGAGGAAAAUAUUUUAAAUUUCAUUUUUGUAAAAACAUUUUUUAAACUUAACAAUCUUAAAACUUAAUAGUUUUAGUCCCUUAAAAAGGUAUAAAAAGUAACAGACAUUUAAAUCGCUCUAAUUUAACAACAUAUGUAUUGCUUUCAUUAUGAGGUAUGAUUUUACUUCAAUGCUAAGAGAAACUGAAAGGAGUAAUUUCGGAAAAUAACUAAUAUUCUAUCAUCAGUUUAGAAACUCAAAACUCUAAUUUAGAUUAAUUUAGAAAACUCUAAAUAUGAUAGACAAAACUUAAAUUUUCUUUAAGCUUUUUUUCUGCUACUAAUUGUUUAAAGUUUUUAAGCUUCUGUGAUUUUCAGUCUCAUUAAUUUUCUUUCCAAGACUGUCUUGUAUUUUCUAAAAAAAAGCUGAUCAUAAUUCAGAAUAAUAAUUUCCCAUUAAAAUAAUCUUCAACUGAUGUUUAUGAAAAGAACUUUUUCCAUUUAUUUUCUGUUUCUCUUAGCAUAAAUUCCGCAUUUGAUUUAGUCUUGUACAUUAAUCAUGAGAUAUAAAUUAGCUUUCAUAUUGUACUUUAUUUUGACAAUUGAA